Molecule: messenger RNA, 570 nt
Organism: Lactuca sativa (garden lettuce)
Lineage: Eukaryota; Viridiplantae; Streptophyta; Magnoliopsida; Asterales; Asteraceae
Source: RefSeq, a predicted model, not a curated record
AUGACCUUUUUCUUAGGUCUUGAGGUUCAGCAACAAAAAUCAGGUAUCUCAAUUUGUCAAAGUAAAUAUAUUGCUGACAUGCUUGUUAAGUACUCUCUCAGCGACUGCAAACCGGCCUCUACUCCGGUGUCCAAGACUGAUAAGCUACAUGCUGAUCCCACCGGCACUGAUGUUAAUCACUCUCUUUAUCGAGGAAUGAUUGGAUCUCUUCUCUACAUCACUGCAAUUCGCCCUGAUAUCGUGUUUGGAACCAUUCUCUGUGCUAGAUUCCAAGCUAAUCCCAUGGAGUCUCAUCUCAUUGCAGUUAAACGCAUCUUUCGAUACUUAAAGGGCACUCAGAACUUGGAACUGUGGUACCCUCGUGGCUCAGCACUUGAACUCUUUGGAUACACUGAUUCUGACUAUGCAGGAUGCAACUUAGACAAGAAGAGCACGUCAGGUGGGUGUCAUUUCCUUGGAAAGCGACUAAUCAGCUGGUCUAGCAAGAAACAAAGCUCAGUAGCUAUCUCCAUUGUAGAAGCUGAGUAUGUUGCAACUGGGAGAUGUUGUGCUCAACUCUUAUGGAUUUAG